Messenger RNA from Kwoniella shivajii, 963 nucleotides. RefSeq lists its product as uncharacterized. Bases 1 to 963 code for a protein of 320 amino acids. The record is from RefSeq and is a predicted model, not a curated record. The transcript is spliced from 7 exons. Lineage: Eukaryota; Fungi; Basidiomycota; Tremellomycetes; Tremellales; Cryptococcaceae.
AUGGGUUUCGCAGAAUCCAUACCACCUCCAGUCAAGGAUAAUUUCAACAAGAUAUGGACUUCGCCCAAAAAGAGAUCUGCAGCUUUAGUGGUUAUAAUAUGCGUGAUAUUGCUCAUAACGCAUACAUUUGUCGGAUCUUAUAACUUCAUCUUGCCUUCUUCCGUUGCGGCAAAUGCUGAUUCGUUGAGAAAUGGAGAUUGGCGAUCGAUCAGUGACGUGGAUAUAGUUAUAUCUCAUUUCAAUGAAGAUGUAAAUAUCAUGAGAGAAUCAAUAAAAUCAGUCACUUCAGUCCUGGAUAGAUUGUCGACUAAAAAAUCCAGAAGAGUCAUCAUAUAUUCGAAGGGAGAGACCGAUGAUGACACCAUGAAAGAAAUGUUGGAUAUGUCAGAUGAAGUUGUUAAAAUCGAAAAUGUCGGUAGAGAAGGUGAAACGUAUCUAUCACAUAUAGUUCGAAACUAUGAAAAUCCAGUCACCAACUUGGCUCAGCAUACGAUAUUUAUGCAACCUCACGUAGCGUGGGAUUGGCUAUUCUUACCCCGUUUAGAAAAGAGUUUUCAACCUAACACUGGAUUCUUAUCUUUCGGUGUAUACAUUUCUCAUAUAUGCGGAAAUGAUACACACGGUCAAGUUCAUCCUAGAAUGGCAGAUAUAUAUAGUAUGUUUAGGCAAGAUUUCUGUCCACCAGAAUCCGUUCUCGGUACAUGGGCAGGUCAAUUCAUCGUAUCUCGUCAAAGGAUAUUAGAAAACUCUCUUAAAUCUUACGUUAACUUGAGAGACAAGUUUCACGAACCAAGUGACCAUUGGAUAUGGAAAGAAGGUUGGUGGAAUAAUGAACCGACAAAUCCCACUUUAGGCCACGCACUGGAAAGAUCAUGGCCUAUGAUAUUCGGCUGUACAGAUCCUUCUUUGGAGAAAUCAUGUGAAGAAGCAGUGCCAGGGACUAGCUGCCAAUGUCUAGACUAG